AUGGUGGACAAGUCUGAGAUGGCUGAAAAGCCUAACGACCGAACUCGAGCCAAUGUCAACGCAAAGAUUGCCAAUCCUCUGGCAGGGCUCAGUCGCGAUAAGCUGGCCGAAAUGGGCGAGGCAUACGUUCGAGAACAUCAGAUUGGAGACGAGGAGGACAUCCGAGCUUUCCAGUUGGGUGCCAUCUUAGCUCAAGAUCCCAAUCGAUAUGCCGAUGUCGAUGGUUUGACUGCAGAAGAGCUUGCUGUUUUGGAGAAGGAAAUCAGUCACAAGUGGUCACAACCCAAGCUUCUCUACUUGGUGAUCGUUCUUUGUUCUGUCUGUGCUGCUGUACAAGGAAUGGACGAGACCGUUGUAAAUGGAGCCCAGAUCUUCUACAGUCAACAAUUUGGUAUCGGCGACAAAAACAGCUCUCGAGACUCGUGGUUGCUUGGCUUAGUCAAUUCAGCACCUUAUCUCUGCUGCGCUUUCAUUGGUUGCUGGCUCACGGUUCCUCUCAAUAAUUGGUUCGGUCGACGUGGUACCGUUUUCAUCACUUGCAUCAUAUCUGCACUGGCCUGUAUCUGGCAAGCACUCGCUGGAACAUGGUGGCACAUGUUCAUUGCUCGUUUUGCUCUUGGAUUCGGUAUUGGACCAAAGUCAGCUACUGUCCCUAUCUAUGCAGCAGAAUGCUCUCCUCCCCAGAUUCGUGGUGCAUUGGUUAUGCAAUGGCAAAUGUGGACCGCUUUUGGUAUAUUCGUUGGUUAUGCUGCAGAUCUAGCAUUUUAUGGUGUUUCGGAUAGACCUGGAAUCACUGGCCUGAACUGGAGAUUGAUGAUGGGAUCUGCUUGCUUGCCUGCAAUCAUUGUCAUAUGCUUCGUCUUCCUUUGUCCCGAGUCGCCUCGCUGGUACAUGAGCAAGGAGCGGCACGCGAAGGCUUAUAAGAGCAUGUGUAUACUUCGAUAUAACAAGGUGCAAGCUGCCAGGGAUAUAUUCUACAUGUAUACUCUACUUCAAGCGGAGAAGGAGAGCGUCGUCUUGGGAGGCAACAAGCUGAAGGAAAUGUUCACGGUGCCACGUAAUCGCCGUGCCAUGCAAGCCUCAGAAAUUGUCAUGUUCAUGCAACAAUUCUGUGGAGUCAAUGUCAUUGCCUACUACUCGUCUCAAAUUUUCCUCGAUGCAAAUCUAUCGGAAUUCUCUGCUCUCGGAGCUUCUCUUGGCUGGGGAAUUAUCAACUUCCUGUUUGCCAUUCCUGCCGUCUAUACUAUUGACACUUUCGGCCGUCGAAACCUUCUCUUAACAACAUUCCCGCUCAUGAGUGCUUGUUUGUUCUUCACAGGCUUCAGUUUCUGGAUUCCAUCCUCGUCCAAGGCUCAAAUUGCCUGCGUCUCGCUGGGACUGUAUCUGUUCGGCAUUGUCUACUCUCCGGGAGAAGGUCCUGUUCCAUUCACUUAUUCCGCAGAGGCAUAUCCAUUAUACAUUCGAGGUCUCGGAAUGUCUCUUGCCACGGCCACUACCUGGUUCUUCAACUUCGUGCUUUCUGUCACAUGGCCCAGUCUCCUUAAGGCUUUCAAGCCGCAAGGUGCAUUCGCAUGGUACGCGGUCUGGAACUUGAUCGGUUUCCUAGGUGUCCUAUUCUUCGUACCUGAAACGAAGGGCAAGACUCUGGAGGAGCUUGAUCAAGUCUUCGGUGUUCGUACUCGUGAUCAUGCCGCUUAUGGAGGUAGACAAUUUAUCUAUUUCUUCAGGCGAUAUCUGUUGAGGCAAAAUGUCGAGCCAGAGCAGCUAUACGAGAAGGAGAGUGUUGAGCAUCAUCCCACCAGUUUCUCUCAGGAGAAGCAACCCGACCAGACUGCUAGAGUCUAGUUGUUUGUGUUGGUCCAUUAGGUUUUGAUACGAAGAUAUCAAUGAAGGGCAGGAUUCUCCUUCAUCGGGUUGAUUAUGGAGUCUAGUUAAUACCUUGGGCGCGUUUGGAUUAAUAUAGG
Messenger RNA from Mollisia scopiformis, 1964 nucleotides. Its product is annotated as sugar porter family MFS transporter. Lineage: Eukaryota; Fungi; Ascomycota; Leotiomycetes; Helotiales; Mollisiaceae. The coding region runs from base 1 to 1845 and encodes 614 amino acids. Gene Ontology annotation, molecular function: myo-inositol:proton symporter activity. The record is from RefSeq and is a predicted model, not a curated record. Gene Ontology annotation, biological process: transmembrane transport. Gene Ontology annotation, cellular component: membrane. The transcript is spliced from 5 exons.